Molecule: messenger RNA, 582 nt
Organism: Ochotona princeps (American pika)
Lineage: Eukaryota; Metazoa; Chordata; Mammalia; Lagomorpha; Ochotonidae
Gene: RPS24
Product: ribosomal protein S24
Exons: 6
Coding region: 76-468 (130 amino acids)
Biological process (GO): translation
Cellular component (GO): ribosome
Molecular function (GO): structural constituent of ribosome
Source: RefSeq, a predicted model, not a curated record
UUGUACGCUGAUAUGAUUGGCCGGCCCCUCGCGACUCUCUUUUGCUCCCUGGCUGUGUAAGGGUUUGCCGCCAUCAUGAAUGACACAGUCACCAUCCGGACCAGGAAGUUCAUGACUAACCGACUACUUCAGAGGAAACAAAUGGUCAUCGAUGUGCUCCACCCUGGGAAGGCGACCGUGCCCAAGACAGAAAUCCGGGAGAAGCUAGCCAAAAUGUACAAGACUACGCCCGACGUCAUCUUUGUGUUUGGGUUCCGAACUCACUUUGGCGGUGGCAAGACAACGGGCUUUGGCAUGAUUUACGAUUCCUUGGACUACGCCAAGAAAAACGAGCCGAAACACAGACUCGCAAGACAUGGCCUGUAUGAGAAAAAGAAGACUUCGAGGAAGCAGCGGAAGGAGAGGAAGAACCGGAUGAAGAAGGUCCGGGGAACUGCCAAGGCCAACGUCGGUGCUGGCAAAAAGUGAGCUGGAGAUGGAUAACAGCCGAAGGAGUAGAUUUUGCAGUGACUUAUCUGCGGAGAUUUGCGAGUUUUUCACGGGAAUUAAUAAACUGUAAAAAAACUUCCUGUGUGUCUUGUU